UUGUUUCUAGAUGAGCCAGGAAGUUUUCGAAAUUAUGCGCGUGCCAAUAAUUGACAGAAACAUUCCAGUGGUCAGUGAAUCGAAGUGAUCGAAGGCAGCGUGUUGUGUUAUUAAAUCACAGCAAGCGGUUACCCACCAGCAGCAGCAGAAUAAAAUAAAAAUGCUAAUCGAGUUGGCUGAGUUUAGUCAGAAGCUCCAGGAGUACCGGACAAUCUUGGAACGGUUGCGAACCAAUCAAAAAUCGUACCAACAAAGGCGGGAGCGACUGAGCAAACUCAGCCAACGGCGUCGCUCGGAAAUCCGGAAGCCAGAUGUUGCAUGCUACAUGUGUAACGCCAACAUUGAAGUCGAGGACACAAACAGUUUCGCAACAUGUCGUGGUUGCGAGCGACUAGUGUGCCGGAGCGAGGGAAAACAAUGCAGCGAGUGGAUCCCUGCGAUCGGCAUUUGGGAGUGUCAAAAUUGUCACUCAAGUCGGGUGAUCCAGCAAAAAGCAGGCGAGUGGUUGCUAGGUCAACUCACCAGCCGAUUGCAGAAUCCUGGUCCAGUGAAUUUGAAAAACGAUGGCCUUCUUGGAUUGACUGCUACCGACUCAGAUGAUGCCCAAAGCUCUACGUCCUCGAUUUCUUCGAACCAAAAGGUCAAAGUUCGGGAGUUCGUCGAAGAGUUGCUUUCUUCGAUGUUAAAUGGUCCGUUGGAUGACGUGCCCGUUGGGCAACUCAUGAAGAACGAUGGCUAUAUAAAGUUGUUCCACAGGUAUCAUUCACGUUUGAGCAGGUGUCUGUACAAUCUGGAGCUCUCGAUACAUCAGUCACUGUCCGAUCUACCCAUGAUCGAAGGCCAAACCGAGCCGGCUAGUCCGAGCGAUACGCAUUUUGAACUACGCAAGAUGCUCCAGAAGAUCCUGGAUGAGGUCACCAAGUUACCAGAACUGUUUAAUCAAAGCGGUCUUCCAUUGCGACCGGAGGAGCAUCUGCCGUAUUUCAGCCCCAAGAAGUACGAGCAGCUGCUGGCGAACGCUGUGCUCAAUAAGGUGGUAGAGAACUACCGCAAUCCGCAAAACUUUGAACACGUGGAGCAGCAGCCAACGAAGCAGCAACCGGAAGUGGACAAAGCUGGCCCUCCGACGACCGGAGCGACAUCGGCGGGUUCAGCACCGGCCACCGGAACUACCUUCGACAUCAAUCAUAACAAAGUUCCUGGUAAAAGCCUGUUGAACGAAGCCAACCUAAGACAGAUGUCGUUGGAUAAGGAGUUGAAGGAGGAUCUUUAUGGCCGGUCGCUUUCAGAAUCAGACGAGUCGUAUCUGAGUGACUACAUCCAGAAGCAUACAGUGCCUUUGCCGGAUUUGUCAGAUACCACAGGGUCGGGAUCAGGCCCUGAGGAUGAUCUACUAUCCCUCAAAUCAAACACUACCGAUGGAACUUGGGAGGAGAAUUGGUUAUUCAAAAAACGACAGCUGAAAGCAACCGAAUCUUCAAUUGCCAUGCUGGUGCCAUCUCCAACCGAAGAAGUUAAGGCUCUGAUCGGCGAUAAGAAUGCUGAUGAAGUCAGUGAUCUUUCUGAGGCUGGAUCCGAUGUUGAGGACUACGAUUCAGAUAGCAACCAUAAGAAUACUACCACAGAUCCUAGUAGUUCCACUAGGAAAACAGAACAAUCACUUGAAGACCAUGUCCAGGACAGUUUAAUUUCGAUAAACUCAAUCGCUUCCAAUGAGCCGGUUCUCUCGGAAGCCAAGAAUGAUCUGUUACUGAAGGAACAAUCUUUUCCACUCGAAACUUCUAAUCAUCUGGUAGACGACCUUAUCAGUAUCGAUCCCAGUUCGGAGAAAACGGAAGCUGCCAAUCCGGCAUUGGUGGAUAGUGAAUUGAAUUCGUUCCUGUUCGGUCCCGAAUCGGUACUUGUGGAAGAAAACAAUAAUAUAGUCAAGCAACAUGAAGUGGAAACAGAUGACGUCAAACUCAUGCAGGAACUUAUCCAAAAUGCUCCGAAGCACAGUGACACCGAUGGAAAUGUACAAUAUCCAAUCGGUAUCGCUAGAACAAUCCCAGUCGACAGACCAACCGCUGAGUGUGACCGAAAAGAAAUCCCAAUAGAAACAGCACCACAUAACACCGAACACAAAACUAAACCCAAUGUAACCGUAUCCGAAGUAGAUGUAGAUAACCCUAGUAAUCCACGUAGCAGAAAUCUUAACCUUAGCAUUAGCCCUGAUCAAACCCACCUGGAAGGCAAAACCACAACGAUCCUAGACAACAUCAGGAAACCCGAUCCCAAACCUCCAACUUCCGCUGAGCCGCUAUCACCACACCCGAUCGCCCUUAACAUAACGGAAGUUUACGAACGCUCCAUGAAACCUCCGCUAAUGUCUAUUUCAGAGGAAGACCUGGAAUCGAACGCUUCAACAGCCUUCCGUUCGAUCCUAUCGCCUUCCGACAGUGUGACUUCUACGGCUGAUGAAAGUGAUUACAAAACCGUCUCCCAGAAUGAAUCGAGUGCGACUACCACAGCAGAGGCCGACACCGAUAACAGUUUGAUGUUGGAUAGCCUACCAUCGCAACAUUCGUUGGAUUCUUCCGCAGAAAGCAGUCGGCAUUACAGGGAGGAGGAAUUUAGUUCGAUUAACAUCGGCCAUGAGGGACAAGAGUCAGACGAAACAUCGAAACCAUCCCUGGAGCUGCUAGAGUUGAACGAAGCAUCUUCGGGAGCAGUUUACGUAUGCGACAAGAGUAAGUUGGAGUUUGCCGAGCAGUUGAAGGAACUGAGACAGCAACAACAGCAUCAUCCGGAGUCUGAGGAAAAGAAAGAAAAUAUGGACAGAAACGAAAGAAUCUACGUGGGGCAUGAUUUAGUAGCAUUUAAUAACAAUGCUUCCAGUCCGGAAGAAAUGAAGGAACAAAAAGAUCGAUCAUUGCAAAAUUCGCUAACCAUAGAUCAAACAAGAGAUGAAGUCACCAUACUUGAGCAACAAACAGCAAAUACGACAGAAUCAGCAGGUGACAAAGCAACCAUUGAAAAUCCAAAGGAUCAGCAAACCACCCUGAUCGAAGAAGGCGUUGAAAAACCGUUGCACGUAUCGCUUAGCUAUGAAACUGAAACACAAGUCAUUGACUUGAAAGCUGAAUACGAGCAACCUGAGAAUCAAUGCUUGCCAAUCAUUGCAAAUCCUACGCAAAUCAUAGAUCCUGAUUUGCUCGAAUAUGUGGAAAAUCCAGAACUAAAUGACAAAACUGCUGCGGAAUCUGCAACAAUUCACUCAAGUUUGAUCGAUAUAGAUUUUAACGAUUCAACUCAUAAUGGAUUGAAAGAGAAGUUAGUUGAAUCAGAUCACCAAAAACAAGAUCUUAUAGAUGAAAUCACUGAACAAACACCUCAACAAACUUUAUUGCAUGCUACAGAAGUAUGCUUAGAAACAACCAAAGCCAAAACUGAAGAACUUGUUAUUGUUUCUGAGACUGCGGUAGAAACUGCAGAAUCAGCUCUAUUACAAAAUGUGGAAUUGGAAUCAAGUCCCAUAAAGACGUUGGAAUGCAUUGAUCUACUGGGGGACAUACAAGCCAGCGAUCAAAUAACAGAUGGUUCAUUGCAUUCACCUUCCUUACAAAGUGCACCAUUGCCAAGCAAUGACUCUAUAAAUAAAUAUUACUUUGAUGAAAUAUCAGCUCAACUUACGAUGGAAGUAAAGGGCGAUAAAAGUCAAAGAGAUUCUUGCGCUACAGCUUUUGAAGAAAAUAAUAGAAAUGAAGAAAGUGAAUUCGAGAAGUCAAAUUCAGAAACAGAAACACAGGAAAAAGACAAGAAACCACAAGAAAUUGAACCAACUCUUGACGUGACUCAUACUGAAUCCAAGAACGAUUCCAAAACAGACCCAGAUCGGAAUUUGGAUCAGAAAUUAUCAUCGCAAGAAAUAAUCUUAGAACAGAAUCACACAGAAGAUGUAAAACCUAAAAACGAAGAGAACGUUGAAACAAAAAUUGUAUCCGAUGUUCUGAAUGCUCAUUUGUAUUCCGAACAACAGAUCUCGAAACCUUGUGAGAACCUAGAAACAUUCAGUGUGGAUUCGAAUGAUGAAGUUAAGAACCCCGAAGCUACAUUUUUACACUCCAUUUCGGAGGAGUCAACCUUCAGUUCUUCUACGUCUGAGUUCACCUCUACAGAACCUGAAUCGAUCAAAAGCACAGAAAAUAAAACAACGUUGAACACUGACCCAUCUAAUGAACUUACAGAUCAAUGUGAACAAGCUACAACCACAAACGAACCAUUGAACAAGAACGAAGUCACUUCUGAUCUUGAGCAAAAUUACGCUUUAACUGUUCAUGAAUACACUGGUGACAAAAGAUUAGCAGAUGUUGUUGCUCCUACUACCUCGGUUGAUUCAGCUGUAAAACUUGACGAUGAACUAAUUUCCUCUUCAAACAUCGAAACUACAACUUCAGAAAACCUCGAGAAAUCUUCUGAUCCACAAAACCAGCCUCCCGAAAGAACUCAAACCUGCGAAGCAAUCGUGACAGACUCUGAACAUCAUGAGCGUCUCAGUCCCACUCCUGGUUCAGUGCCUAAUCCGCCUGACAUUCUUCUAGGUACCACUGAAGCAUUAGAUGAGUCCGACAGUGAGCAUCUGAAAUCGAAUGACGGUUUACCAAGUCAAUCUGGAUCAUCUAGCCCGACGGACACGUCAACGGAAGCCAUCGCCGGAUCUGUCGACAGAGCAUCUAGUCCGGAAGAAUCUUAUUCUGCUCUCACAGACGAAAAAUCAACUAUUUCCAACGGACAGCUGAAGCUACAAGACUCAGAACAACUGUUUUCCUUAAGCCGAACCCCUUCUCCAGAAAAAAGACGCCAUUCUACUCCGAUCGCUAUUGUGACACAGCAGAUGCGACAAUACUGCGAGGAGCUGAAGGGUAUUCUUUAUCCUCCAAAGUCACCUGAGACUGAAACAGAAGUAAAGCCACAAACACCUGAAAACCUUGAUGCUCUACAGCUCUUCCAGGAAGAACUGCGUGCAGCUAACGAGGAUCCCUCCCAGUGUGAUGUCAAACCAUGCAAGGAUCAUCCUAUACAAGCAAUUCCACCCAAUGAAGGUAACGUUCCUGUUUCGGGAAAACUACUCACACCUAUGGAAGAAUUUGCUAUUAGAACAGCAAAAUACAAUCACAUUUUACGUAAUAUAGACUACGUUGAAGAGAGUGUUCCCAUAGCAGAAGAAGCCGAGUGCUUGAUGACGCAAAAUGUAGAACAAUCCACCGUUGAUGCCGUAUUAAUGGUUACCCCAAGUGCAGAAGAACACGCUGUUAAUGAAGCGAUCGUUGUUGAGCACACACCUACACCAGAACCAGUAGCUUUGACACAAGUUUCCUACGAACGGCAGACCACCUCCACUGUCGAGGAGCUGGAAACCGUUUAUCAUCCAAAUGAUUCAUUUGAUUUUCCACCACCACCACCUCCAGAGAUCCUGGAGAAAGUUGACGAACUCAAUCAAUGCGAUCCGGAGAUUUCUUCGCUAUCAAUACCGCUUGCCACGGUUUGUGUUUUAACUAACAACAGUGACACUAACCUCACCAUUAUUGUUGAUACUACUAACAACGCGAAUGAUCAACAACCGCCGAGCUUCCUCUCGGAGGCAUCUAUUUCGAUAGAAGAACCAGACUCAUCUCAAUCCCAACAAAUUCCAGCACAAUCUGCACCGGAGAAACAGAAACCAUCGGAACUGGCCAAUGGUCACGUUCCAACGACAACCAAUGGUUCCACGGACGAUUCCGGAGAGGAAGAAAAGCUUAUACCUGGAUCCAUUGCCGAGCGUGAGCACUUGAAAUGGCGGAACGCUUCACCUAUCGCCAACAAUCCGUAUUCUCCAGAUGUGUUACAGAAACGGCUGGAAGAGUCGAACAGAAAAUCAAGUAUGUUUGACUUUGAUCGGUUGGCAGAUAGAGCGCUCACAUCCCCGACCAUGGAAGUGCCUGAUGAACCUGAACUCGUCUUGGCUUCCAAGGAUGAUGAUGAUACUGCUGAGAAGGAUCGUUCGUUGCAAUCCGUGGUUGGAAGCAAUCCAAAUCGAUAUCAAAGAUACGGUAGAGAUUACUACAUAAAUGACGCCAAGCGUGCUUGUGGAUCGCGAAAGGAGACACCGGAUCUAUCGGGUCAAUUAACGCACAGUACCGACGACGAGAAAUCUCUACUGCUGUCACAGAAACAGGAUCAACCAACUAGCCCUACCCACAGUAACGGGAAUGACCUGCGUCCAGCUGGUGCAUUCCCAUUCGUAAAGUCCAACAGCUGUGGCAACGUGAUCAACAACAAUCAAUCGGAGGACAUCUUCUCUGCGGCUCGACCCAUUGCAGUUGCUCCAGGUGAUCCCAUCCUGAAGAAAGGCACCAAAGUGGAAUGUCUCAGUACACAGGAUCGGGAGGUCUACCUCGUUCCAACAGACGAACCCAUCACUCCCUGUUCGUUGGGAUCCUCUUCGGAACUAAGCAUGACGUCACGACCUGAUGAUAGUCUAACGUACAGUGAAGACUCGGACGUGACUCGGAUCUAUGAGAUCGGAACAGGUGAAAGCAAAGUUAUUCAUGGAGAUGCUAUCGGUAGUGAAAAGGACACAAGUCGGACACCUCCCUCGACUCCAACUAAUGACGAAUCUGGUGUAGUGAAUUGCAUAGACGAAGAGCAAACAAUGAACAAAUUGAACAGUCUGAUGCAGCAAGAGACUGAACUAAUUUCAGAAGAAAUUAUCGGGAUUAUUCCUCAAGUCAGAAUGCCCACACCGGUUGAACCGGACCCGAUAGUUGAACCUCCUUCCAGUCCCACUAUAGACCGUAGUCAUCUACUGAAACCUCAUCUCGUCAAGAUGAAACCUCUAUCGCCGGAAACGAUAAAAUUUUUCUCGCCUAAAAAGCCUUUCGCAGCCAAAGGGGGCAAUCUUUCUGCGUCAUCCUCGCUUUCCCAGUCGUCGACGGAAAUUCGAGAUCUACCUCAUCAUCCUACCAGCCAUUACCAUUCGUCCUUGCACAUCGAUUAUCCACCCAAUAGGGCCGCACCCAUCCAUCAUGAUUUCAUCAUCGAGAAGGAAGUGAUGGAAGUGCUUCCCUCGGUUAAGGAGCUCGCCAAGUGCUAUAGCAGCAGUCAGCAGGAUGUCAAUGCAGUGCCGAAGCCGCUUCAUAAACCAAAGGUCAAGCUCCGCAAGGACUUCAUUCGACAAUCGUCGGACAUGCUGCACGAGGAGGAAAACCAGGACACUCGCACCGGAAUGCCGCACGUCCAGAACAAGAACCGUCGAAUAUAUUGCAGUACCGGUAGUAUCAGUGCCGCGGAGGAGAUACGUGAAAUCCGCCGAAUGAAAGUGGAAGCAUAUAACCCACCGACGUUUGUUCCGAUGGCCCCGGGACACAGCAUAACGGCCCGCAGUCUGUCCAAGCAGAUUCGAGAUGAGUUGAAAACCAAUGCGACGGAUGAUCACAAGGUGCAAGGUGGUGGCCAUGCGUCACCCGAGCGACCCAGCAGUCCCGUGUUUGCUCCGGGUCAUCUGCGAAGUAGUAUACAGUUCUUUGAAAAUUUGAAGGAAAAAUAGUCGGGGAGAAGGAUCAAAGUCAAUCAGAAAAAGUAAUCAGUGCCAUUGUUCUUAAAAUCUGUAAUAUGAUACCAAAAUGUCUAAAGUAGAAACUAUUUCUCGAGGAGGAAGCGAGUCGCUUUUUUGCCGUUCGUUGUGUUGAAAUUAUUGAUUUAUGUGCAGUGGUUUAUUUAUUAAUACAUUCUUAAACGCAUUUACUCCUUUGGAAGCAGGAAGUAUUUUGAACCGCAUUACAAAAAGGUGGAAAGUUGUGCUAUUGCUUUUGACAAGGGCAGUCAAGUUCAGAACUAUCGAGUCAAGGAAAUAUAGUCGUUUGCAAAAUUAA
Ochlerotatus camptorhynchus is the source of this 7889-nucleotide messenger RNA. RefSeq lists its product as uncharacterized. The transcript is spliced from 18 exons. Bases 161 to 7564 code for a protein of 2467 amino acids. The record is from RefSeq and is a predicted model, not a curated record. Lineage: Eukaryota; Metazoa; Arthropoda; Insecta; Diptera; Culicidae.